AGAACACUCCAGAAAGAAAUUAGGUCUUUGAAAAGGAGACGAGGGAGAUCAACCACAACUCUUAAUCUUGACACCUUCAUUUUACAGCACUCAACACUCACAUCCACCAUGACCGACGUGACCAUCCCCGAGGACUACAUCCCCAUUGUCGAGGGCCGUCUCUGGAAGAAGAUCCUCCGCGAGGGUUCUGGCGAAUCUCCCAUGAAGAACUCGAAUGUCAAUGUCCAUUAUGUCGGUACCCUCUUCGACAACGGAGACAAAUUCGACUCGUCUCGCGACCGUAAUUCGCCCUUCAACUUCAAACUUGGCGUCGGUCAAGUUAUCAAGGGAUGGGACGAGGGUGUCAAGACCAUGAAAAUCGGAGAGUUGGCCGAGCUCGUCUGCUCCCCCGAAUACGCCUACGGCGCACAGGGAAGCCCACCAAAGAUCCCCGCCAAUUCUACACUGAAGUUCGAGGUCGAACUGCUUGGAUUCCAGGAGUCCGCAGAUAACCCUACCGCCAAGCUCGCUCUUGCCAAGAAGAAGAAGGAUCAAGGAAAUGCGUCGUUCAAGAGUGGCGAGAACGGUCCUGCUGCCCAGGCAUAUAAGGACGGUGCCGAUGCGCUGAAGGAUUUGGAUGGCGCAACAGAGGAACAGCUUCAGGAGGCAACACCUCUCCAAGUCGCCUUGUUGGCCAACUUGGCAGCCGCAUACUUGAAGUUGAACGAGAACGGAAAGGCGGCCGAGGCAUGCCAGCAGGCAUUGGAGAUUCAGCCAGACCAUGCGAAGGUGACAUAUCGACUUGCCCAGGCAUACCUGGGAUUGAGCGAGUUCGAGGACGCCAAGAAGGUUGCCCAGCGCGGGCUGGAGAUUGCACCCGGUGAUGCCACGUUCACGAGCCUUUUGAGCUCAAUCAGCGCCAAGCAGGCUGCCUUUAAGAAGAAAGAGAAGGCUGCAUACAGCAAGAUGUUUAGCUAGACGGGUUGUUCUUAGAAUGACAGACUGUCUCGUAAAAAAAUAAAUGGAGGGAGAUCCUUUGACUCUCCAAUUGCACGCGUCCC
Gamsiella multidivaricata is the source of this 1040-nucleotide messenger RNA. RefSeq lists its product as uncharacterized. Lineage: Eukaryota; Fungi; Mortierellomycota; Mortierellomycetes; Mortierellales; Mortierellaceae. The transcript has 6 exons. The coding region runs from base 109 to 957 and encodes 282 amino acids. The record is from RefSeq and is a predicted model, not a curated record. Gene Ontology annotation, molecular function: peptidyl-prolyl cis-trans isomerase activity; protein binding.